AUGGACUUCGAUCACUACGGGCAAAGCUCCCAGCAACCCAAGCAACGGCGCAAGAGAGCUGGGAAGAGGAGGCAGUGCAACAAGGCCCCGGUUCCUGCGCGUUUAUCUCUAGAUCCCCAUCUUCGAGGAAAUGUCGGAGUCCUUUCCGAGGAUAUUGCGAACGGUCUGUUCUCACAGCAGUCACUACUAGAUGCCGCGACUGGUGAUGGUGUACUCUAUGUGGCAGUUUCCCCGCAUAUCCACAGCCACAUCCACACUCCGAUUGAAGAGCAACCUUGGACGAUUCUCCCCGUUCGCGUCCAACCUGCAGCUAGAUCGCAGGACAAGAACUCCCAUUCAACUAUCCUUUUUCCAGAAUCGGCAGACUCCCUCCAGUCAUUCCUCUUAUCACUCGGGAAACUUGACUCAGCGCGUCAAUCGCUGCAGACCCACCGCAGCGUCGAAAUUCGAAUUCUCGAUGUUGCACCAUUGCACCUAGACACAAUCUUUGUUACAGUGGAGCGAAACUUGUUACGGAAUCACGACGAUGUGCAGAACAAAUUUGGUGGUGGCUUCACCAAUUCCGGACCAAACGGACUUUGGCCAAAGGCCGGGAGGGGUCCCGAGAGCAAGCGAUAUUCGAAGAAAGAGGCCGCGGAUGUCCAGCAACGGUUGACUGCGGCUGUACGUGAGGCAUUGGCUAUCCAACGAAUCGUUCAUGUGGGGGAUGUAUUGCCCCUUCCAUUACCACCGCACCCUAUAACUUAUGCGCCCGCCCCACCGGCCCGGAUCUCCUUCUGUGAGCCGGUUUCGCAGGGGCUUUUGAUGCCUGCGACAAAGGUUGUUUUGGUACAAGGCCGUGGCCAUGGAAAUCGCACACAGCCAGCGAUGCCCCCCAGAUCUGCGCUUCUAAGACAGGUAGCUGAGGACGAGGCUGAUGACACUUCCAACGAACAAUUCUUUUCCGCCGCGGAAGAUAAGCCCGGCGAAAGUGGGACAGAGAUGGAGACAACAUCUGCUGCGGAUGAAUCCGAAACUGAAGGGUCUGCCGGGUCUGCUAGCGAUUCGUCCGAUGACUCGUUGGAGGAUAUGAUAUCGCUCUCGGCCCCAGAAUUACCACAGCCGCCAUCAGGUGUGAUGUCUUCUAUGACAUCUGCGACUCCGCGCGCAGGUGGACGACGAAUGGAUGGAAUUCACACACCGGGCUCGGUUGCUUCUAAUUUCACAUCUGCUACCAUGCGACCGGGGCGUAGUGGAGGAAAGACCUUCAAGGUCGAGGGACUUUUGCAACAAGUUCCAAACGAGGUGUUACACCCUCGCCCUCGCGAUGAUGAAGACGUUGACUCCUUUGUAUUUGUCGAUAUCAGCACACUGGCUAAGAUUGGCUGCUUCUCGGGGGAUUGGGUGCGAAUCGAAUCCGCCGAAGAACCACAGCUCAACAUGUUCGCAUCGCUUAAAUUCGGGAGCUUCAAUGAAUCCCCAGAGGAUUCUGGGGAGUGGCGACCUGUGAAAAUCUUUGGCCUCCCAGGACUUCCAUCACCGAAGCCUCGAUAUGCCAUCAAUCCUUCGGGAGGUCGCAGAUCGAGCUUCUCGCAGCGCCCGCAGACACGUUUGACCCCGUCAGUCUUCGUGCCACCGCUACUACUUGGUAAUAUUGAAAACCCCAAGUAUCUGCGCAUCUCGCCUAUGUCAUUCCCCGUUGUCAGUGCUCCUGGAAAGUCCGGUCUUCUCAAUCAUAUGAAAAACACCGCUUCAAAGAAUCCCCCAUUGGCAAAGGAAGUCACUCUGCUAAAGGUCUCAACCCCUCUCUCCAUGGAUCGUGUUCUCCAGCCAGCGCUGUUUGCUGGCCUCAAAAAUUACUUUGAAUCUCGUCGACGCAUCUUGAAGAGCGGCGAUCUGGUUGGUAUUAGUGUCGACGAAGGACUUGGGCGAGCCGUAUUUUCAGGAACUGCCGGUGGUGAUGCUGCUAGCCAAGAAGAUGAUAUCACCGCUCGAUUGGGCCAGGGUAGUGUCUCAGACAACUCUACACCUCGUAAAGUUGGUGUUGCUUGGUUUCGCGUUGGCCAGGUUGCCCCGAUCGCCGUCGAAGAGUUCGAGGAAACCGGCGAGGACCAGUGGGGCGGCGUCGCUGUUAUUGAUCCCUCUAGUACUCGUAUGGUGCAAGCUGGUAGCGAUGUUAGUCGGGUCCCCGGAAUUCUUGGCAAUGGUUGGGAAUACUGGCUUGGAGCUAAGAAGAUUCCUAAAGCUGUGAACGAUGCGCCAGCGCCUCAUGGCAUUAUUACAGAGCCCCCUCAGGCAUUCAUCGCUCCCCUACAGCAACGAAUUCGGGACUUGAUGGCCGCCGCCACAAGCCCGCGCGCAAUUCAGCUUGGCAUGAAACCCGUGAUCAUUUUAUUGAGAUCUCAACAAAGACACAUCGGCAAAGCGACCGUUGCAACACGAGCGUGUGCUGAUAUUGGUCUUCACACAUUUCCCAUCGAGGCCUAUGACAUCUUAACCGAAGGUGGUGCGAAUGGUGGUGAUGUCAAGACCGAGGCAUAUCUCAAAGCCCGGGCCGAACGAGCUUUCCACUGUGGAGCAAACUGCACCGCAUUGCUCAUCAAACAUAUUGAAGUUUUAACAGCCGAUCGGAUGGUUACUGCCAUGACGGAGAUCGCAAACGAGGCCCGCGUUAUCAUUGCCACCACUACCGAUGUUGAGCAGAUUCCGGAAGGAAUUCGCAGCAUGUUCACGCACGAAUUCGAGAUGGGUGCUCCAGAGGAGAAGGAGCGUGAAGGCAUUCUCCGGAAUGCAGUGGCAGAGCGUGGUAUCAAACUAGCAGCUGAUGUCGAGCUUGGAACCGUUGCAUUGAAGACUGCAGCACUUGUUGCAGGAGACCUGGUUGAUGUCGUGGAACGAGCCGCCGCGGCUCGAACUGCUCGUCUGGAGUCUCUUGCGGAGGCAGCAAGCAAGCAAUUAUCUGGGGCUUUGGUAUAUGUUCGGGAUGUUUUACUCGCUGGAGGCGAUGGGGCGCGCGGCGUCACCAAGGCCGACUUCGAUUCCGCUGUUGAAGCUGCGCGAAAGAACUUCGCUGACUCCAUCGGCGCUCCGAAGAUCCCCAACGUCAGCUGGGAUGACGUCGGUGGAUUAACCAAUGUUAAGGAUGCAUUGGUUGAAACUAUUCAGCUGCCGCUUGAGAGACCUGAGCUGUUCGCAAAGGGCAUGAAGAAGCGCAGUGGUAUCCUCUUCUACGGUCCUCCGGGUACUGGCAAGACAUUGCUGGCCAAGGCCAUUGCCACCGAAUUCUCCCUUAACUUCUUCUCUGUCAAGGGUCCAGAAUUGCUCAACAUGUACAUCGGUGAAUCCGAAGCAAAUGUUCGUCGUGUCUUCCAGAGAGCUCGAGACGCCCGCCCCUGUGUUGUGUUUUUCGAUGAGCUGGAUUCAGUAGCUCCUAAGCGUGGUAACCAGGGUGAUAGCGGUGGUGUCAUGGAUCGUAUUGUGAGUCAAUUGCUUGCAGAGCUGGAUGGAAUGAACGGCGGAGAGGAGAACAGUGGUGGUGUGUUCGUUAUUGGAGCCACUAAUCGCCCUGAUCUGCUCGAUACUGCUCUUCUCCGACCUGGUAGGUUUGAUAAAAUGCUCUACCUGGGUGUUUCAGAUACGCAUCGCAAGCAAGCCACAAUUCUCGAGGCACUUACAAGAAAGUUUGCUCUCAAUCCCGAGGUAUCCCUGGACAGAGUUGCAGACCGACUUCCUCUCACUUAUACCGGUGCCGACUUGUACGCCCUCUGCUCCGAUGCUAUGCUCAAGGCUAUUACCCGGAAGUCUACUGCUGUUGACGACAAGAUCAAACAACUGCCUGGCGAGCCUGUUACCACGGCAUACUUCUUCGACCAUCUUGCAACUGCGGAAGAUGUAAACGUGAAUGUUACCGAAGAGGACUUCGUAUCGGCGCAGCAAGAGCUUGUUCCUAGUGUCAGUGCAAAGGAGCUUGAACACUUCGAACGAAUCCGUCAAACCUUCGAAUCAGUCGACAAGCAGAAGAAAGAUCCAUCAGCCGCUCCACAGACUAUUGCGGAUGCCAUGGAGGCAUUUAACCUGGGAGGAGGCGAGGAUGCGGAAAUUUCAAUUAGCAAUGGAGACGCUUCUUUCGGAGGCAGUAUCCAUGAUCGCAUUAAAGGGUUAAAGCAAUGGCCUGGAAGCUCUGUGCGAAGUGUCAGUGGCCAAUCCACGACAAGCAGUAAAGGCAAAGGCAAAGGAAAAGCCGUAGCCAGCAAGAAGGGCAAGGGUCCUGCAAGUGGAGCAGAUUCUGAUGCCUCGCUCGAAGAUGGAGAAAUGAAUGGGGUGACUAAUGAUGACGACGAGGACUAUAUUGUGCGAACUGAUCAUCUUACAAACCCUAUGGAAGAGGUUGAGUAA
Molecule: messenger RNA, 4374 nt
Organism: Penicillium angulare
Lineage: Eukaryota; Fungi; Ascomycota; Eurotiomycetes; Eurotiales; Aspergillaceae
Gene: pex6
Product: AAA family ATPase peroxin 6
Exons: 3
Coding region: 1-4374 (1457 amino acids)
Biological process (GO): protein import into peroxisome matrix
Cellular component (GO): peroxisomal membrane; cytosol
Molecular function (GO): ATP binding; ATP hydrolysis activity
Source: RefSeq, a predicted model, not a curated record